Xenopus laevis (African clawed frog) is the source of this 1563-nucleotide messenger RNA. It is a transcript of the gene acer2.S, whose product is annotated as alkaline ceramidase 2 S homeolog. Bases 620 to 1300 code for a protein of 226 amino acids. The record is from RefSeq and is a predicted model, not a curated record. Gene Ontology annotation, molecular function: N-acylsphingosine amidohydrolase activity. Gene Ontology annotation, cellular component: Golgi membrane; membrane. The transcript is spliced from 7 exons. NCBI's taxonomy places the organism in Eukaryota, Metazoa, Chordata, Amphibia, Anura, Pipidae. Gene Ontology annotation, biological process: sphingolipid metabolic process; ceramide metabolic process; ceramide catabolic process.
UUGUACGCGUUAGGCAGAUGGCACUUGCAGGACUGAGCUAACUCUAUGUUACAGCUGGUUGGACGUCUCUUUAUCGCACUUCUCAGGCAGCCGCUGUUGACACCCUCUGCUAUAGGGCCCGGCUUCACGUCGCAGAGUUGGUAGCAGGCAUUUUAUGUGCCUGUUGAUAGGUGUGUGCCAAUUCCAAUCAGAACACUUGUUUGUUUGUCUCGUGUGAGCCAUACGGCCCCGCACUCACCGAUACCCCAGUUGCUUUGCAUCCGCCAAGCGCAAACAGCUGAUGUGUAUCCUUGUAGCUGAACAGUAGCAUGCUGGGAAACUAGCCGACUCUCCGAACUCACUAGCUGCACUUGCUCUCAGUCACCCGCUCAGGCACAAUGGGCGCUUUAAAGAUCUGGGAGCAUCUUCAGGCAGGCAGCUCAGAAGUGGACUGGUGCGAGGACAAUUACACCAUAGUGUCUUCAAUCGCAGAGUUCUACAAUACGCUUUUAGAUACUAAGAGAUAUAACCCGCCUGCCAUUUGAGUGAUAAUGAUGCAGUCCUGGACCCUAAAUUCCCAGAAUCACCUUAAAGACAUGAGAUCAGCAACAUUUUAUUUUUUGUGUUACCGCCCAUAUGCAUGUGUCUAUUCCGUCAGUACGCAACCUGCUUCAACAGUGGGAUAUAUUUAAUAUGGACUCUGCUGGUUGUUGUCGGUAUUGGCUCCGUGUAUUUCCAUGCCACGCUCAGUUUUCUCGGGCAAAUGCUGGAUGAGUUGGCUAUCCUGUGGGUGCUAAUGUCUGCAUUAGCCAUGUGGUUUCCUAAAAGACAUCUGCCAAGGGUAUUUCGAAAUGACAGGUGGAGGUUUAAAGCAGUUGUUGGGGUGCUUUCGGGAGUCACCACAGCCCUAGGGUUUAUCAAGCCUGCCAUUAACAGCAUAUCCCUGAUGACACUGGGGAUACCAUGUACAGUCUUACUCAUUGCUGAGCUCAAGAGAUGUGACAACAUGCGGGUUUACAAGCUUGGCCUAAUGUCUGGAUUUUGGUGGACAUUGGCAUUGGCCUGUUGGAUCAGCGACAAAGCUUUUUGUGAAAUAUGUUCAUCUUUCAACUUUCCCUACCUCCACUGUGUAUGGCACAUCCUUAUCUGUCUGGCUGCUUAUCUGGGCUGUGUCUGCUUCGCUUACUUUCAUGCCGCAUCUGAAAUCCCAGAGCAGGGACCUGUCAUCAGAUUUUGGCCUAGUGAAAAGUGGGCCUUCAUUGGAGUGCCUUAUGUCACUUUACUCUGUGCAAACAAGAAAGCGCCCAUUAAAAUUACAUGAAUGCCGGCAAAGAAAUCAAACAGAUUUUUUUCCUAUAUCCUAUAAAUAAGAGCUGGUACAGAUGAGUUUUUCAUCCUCCUAGCAAGUCCUUCUGCUCCGCUGUGCUGCAACUGCCAUCAAACAAUAUUGAUUUACAAGUAUUCUAUUUGUUGUGUGUACAUGGUAAUAGACUGUAUUCUAUUUACCUCCACAUUAUUUUAUGUUCUCACACGGUGGGAUGCAUUUAUUUUUUUCAGAUAAUUAAUAAAAGCUAGUGCAUUUCA